AUGGGGUGGUCUGGCCUAUUGCUCUUAGCCAAUAUCUUUCUAACCUUAUGGCUUUCUACUGCCAAAGUAGAGGUGUUACUUUGUGAUUUUCCAAAAAUAAGCCAUGGAUUACUAUAUGAUGAAAAGAAAUAUGAUCCACUUUCACCUGUUCUUAGUGGGAAGGUUUUCUGCUACUCCUGUGAAUAUAAUUUUGUGUCUCCUUCAAAUUCCUUCUGGACUCCAAUAACGUGCUCAGAAACAGGAUGGUCACCAACACCAAAGUGUCUCAAUUCAACAAAGACAUGUGGGCCCCCUCCACCUAUUGACAAUGGUGACAUCACAUCCUUCCCUCUACCAGUAUAUGCACCGUUAUCAUCAGUUGAAUAUCAGUGCCAGUCCUUGUACCAACUGCAGGGCAACAAGACAAUAACAUGUAGAAAUGGAGAGUGGUCUGAGCCACCAAAAUGUUUAG
This is a messenger RNA of Cricetulus griseus (Chinese hamster), 451 nucleotides long. Lineage: Eukaryota; Metazoa; Chordata; Mammalia; Rodentia; Cricetidae. The record is from RefSeq and is a predicted model, not a curated record.